Molecule: messenger RNA, 3662 nt
Organism: Tripterygium wilfordii
Lineage: Eukaryota; Viridiplantae; Streptophyta; Magnoliopsida; Celastrales; Celastraceae
Exons: 3
Coding region: 167-3166 (999 amino acids)
Source: RefSeq, a predicted model, not a curated record
UGAAAAGGACAAGAAGCCAUUACUAUUAGGUUUUUUAGAUCCGGUUAAAGGACACCGUAUUUCACUUACCCAAACACCCUAUCUCUAUCUCUCUUUCUCCAGCAGUUGAGCCCAAACCCGACUGUGUCGAACCCUUAGUUGCUAGAUCUCACAAAGGUCAGAUACUAUGGAGGAAUCGAAAGAGGGAGUUGUUUUGGUGGGUAGUGUUUCAGAACCUAUGGAGAUAGCUGGUGAUGAUAGUGAAACGCUAAUGGAGUCCAUGGAUACUGAGGUUCAGGGUGAAGGCCAGAUUGAGGGGUGUUCAACUGAGGAAGGCCAGAUUGAGGGGUCUUCAACUGAGGAGGAGGUGCUGGAGGAGGGUGAGUUAUGUGACAAAGGGGAUGUUAUGGAUUCUGGUGGUGAUGUGUCAGCUUUGGGGACUGAGACUGGGGUGGAAGAUUCUCCCAUGCUCAGUGAUCCAUCAGAAGGCCAAAAUCAAGGGGCGGAUGUGAUUCGGGAGGAGAGUGUGGAGAGAGAUGACGAAACAACUGAUGGUAAAGGUGUUGUAACUGAUGACAAGGAGUCUUUGCAAGUAGAAAGUAUCAAUGAUGAAACUCAGGAUGACAGGAUUGGAACUCAUGCUGAUGGUACUGCUGAAGCUGUGAGUUCAACCGAGGUAGAAAGCCAGAAUCUUCAGGCAGUUGAGGUGGUUGCAAGGGAAGGUGAUGCGAAUGCGAAUGUUCAGGCAGUGGGAGAGGAAGAAGCACAGGCCACAAAGGAAGCUGCUAAUGUUAAAGGUGAGGAAAAUUCAAGUGGCAUAUUGGUUGUGGAGGAUAUAGACAAAGCGAAAAUGGUUGAUGAUGGAGUUGACGCGGUGCAAGAUAUCAAAAUGCCAGAGGCUGAUAAUUCAGUUAAUGGAAUACAGAAUUCUGCGUCUAAAACUGAAGUUACGGAACAUAACCAAGCUACAGAAGAGGAAGCAGCAGCAUCCUCGAAACAGGAGGACGCUGAAGGUGGUAAUUCUUCGGAUGGGAAUUCUAAUAAUUCAAACGAGGAAGAGAUUUCGGUUACUAAGGGAGUCUGUGGGGAACCUGAAAGGGAAGCUGUUAAUAGCACAGGGCCAGGAUCAUUGGAUGAACAUAAAAUAGGUACUUCAGAAGGAGAAUUUGCUGUAGUUAGUAAUGAGAAGUUUACGUGCUCCAAAGUUGAAGGUAUGGAUAUUGAUACUUUCAAUGAAAAUUUAUAUUUUACAUUGGAGGAACUUACAUCACAUGGUGUGUCAAAUGGUGGAAGCACUGAAAAUCACUGUAACCUGAUUGCAGAUUCCUUACCUUUGUCUGAGCCUGUCCAAGUAUCUAGUGGUCUUGAAACUGCUGCAGUGGAUGACAAGGCACUUUCAAACUCUGACAAAGACGACUUGGAUCAGAGCAUGGCUCAUGAUGAUGCCCAUGUGGAUUCUACAUUAGAUCCCUGCAAUGGUUUUGACAAACAAGUUACUCAAGCUAAACGGGUCGAUUUCCAUGAAGAGUUGGAAACAGAAGUUGAACAGAGGCAGUCAAUGGCCGAGACAGUUAAUGGAGACAGUGGAAUCCAUCGUCAUGUGCAUGUAGAUGCAACCUCAGGUCAAUCUAGUCCAGUGGUUGUCGGAGAUAAAAUUGUGGUAAAUUCCUGUCCAAAUGUUGAGAUUUCUGAUUAUGUUGACAUGGAUGUGAUGCUAUCUUGCUCGGGAAAGGAGCAGAAUUUAACUGCUGAAACAGUGUCUGGAGGGACUGUAUCAGAUUUUCAAGCCAUUGAUGGAGAUGCAGAAAUUGCAUCAGAGCCUCUUGAAACUGAAGACGGUGCUGCUGACAGUGUACUGCGGGUUAUACAAGGAGCGGCAGUAGAAGGAACUGAGAUUAUGGGUCCUGGUGCAAUUUAUCGGCCAUUGAAGUCUGGUGAAACUGUUGAUGAGAAUGCAGCCCGUGAUGAUUUGGAGAUUAAUUCAAAUGUGGUAGCUGAUCAUCCGCACAAUGAGCAAAUUUCCCCUGGUCAGGAGAUUUUGGCUAUACAAAAAGGUCCUUCUCACAAGCGUAAACACAAUUUGAAGGAUAGUGAUUAUCUUGGGAAAAAAGAGAGAAGCGUUUCUGAAUUGAUGCAUGAAGAAUGGGAUUCUAAUGAGGAUAAAUUUGAGCCUGAUGGAAAAUCAGCCAAUAAACGGAGGGCUGUUGAUUCCUUUGCAGGUGACUCUGCAAAUCAAGAAGGGAGAAAAACUAUUUCCUUUGCAAAAGUAUCCUUAAUUACCCCAUCUAUUCCUAAGCCUUCCUUUAAGAUUGGUGAGUGCAUUCGUAGAGUAGCCCCGUCUAUUUUAAAAUGUAACAGUGAGAAGUUGCAGAAGCUAGAUGGCAGCAGUGACCGACUUUUGGGGGAUGGAUUGGAUGCUUCUUUCCAUAUUGUUGAGGAUGCGGAAAAAAUUGGGAUGAUUGUUCCGGUAGAAUACUCAUCACCGGAUGAAUUGCUAUCGCAACUUCACUUGGCUGCUAGAGAUCCUUUUGGAGAAUAUGAAUUUUCAAAUGUCACUGCUAGUUUCUUCUCCGAUUUUAGGAACUCAGUAGUUUUAGAACAGGUUUCAGUUAUGGAGAAAGCUGGUAGAAAAAGAAGAAUGUCCCAUCCUUUGGGUGAUUCUCCUGAAACAUUUGAAUUUGAUGACAUGAGCGACACUUAUUGGACAGACCGGAUUAUCCAAAAUGGCUCUGAGGAACAACCAUUGCGUAAAAGUAGAAAACGAGAAAUUGAUCCCAUCCAAGGUAAUCGUAGAUCGUACUCUAGGAGGCAAUACUCUGACCCUAAUGAUAUGGCAGCACGAAAACAAAUUGGUUAUGUGGAUGAGAAUGCACCUGCUGAACUGGUGAUGAAUUUCUCUGAGGUGGAUACUGUUCCUUCAGAAAUUGAAUUAAGUAAUAUGUUCAAGCAUUUUGGACCUCUAAAGGAAUCCGAGACAGAAGUUGAUAAGGAGGCCAGCCGUGCCAGAGUGGUUUUCAAGAGGUGUUCUGAUGCAGAAGUUGCUUUCAGCAGUGCCGGAAAGUUUGGCAUUUUUGGUCCGGUUGCUGUAAACUACCAGCUUAAUUACACUGUAUUAGGACCUUUUAGAACUCCACUGGUGGCUACAACACAGGGAGAUGAAGAUACAACUCUAUACCUAGAGUAUUGAGUAUUGACCAUUAAUCUGAUCUCAAAGUUUCAGGGUUUGCCGGAGGCAUCCCAGUCCACUAGUUCAUCUGGUUAUCUACAGUUAUGGCUCAUCCUUUUGUUUCCUUCACCCAGUUUGCAUCAAAUGGUUCUCAUCUGGAUAUUGGCGUAUCGCUUGCACGGCUGAUAAGUGAUGACAAUAUAAAGUAAAGUUUCUGACUUGUUCUUCAUGCUUUCUAUCCUCGACGACAAGUACAAAGAUUCGGUUAUGAAAUUGUGACACCCAUUUAUCAUAAUGGAACAUCCUUCUACCUGUUAAUUUAUGGAUUUGAAUUUGUAGAUAUUCUAAUACGGUGGAGGAGUAUGCUUCUUUUUAUCAGUCGAGUCUUAACAAGCAUUAGCGACUAGAUUCCUGUUAUUUAGGCAGGGUUAGUUCCAUUUUCAAGUACUGUGUUUGUCUUGCGGUUUGCCGUACAAUAUGCAGUUAAUUAUCUCCUUUUUGCAUCAUUUAGGCUGCA